AUGGCUUCCAAUAGAAGAGAAGAGAUAAAGAAGAAGCAAGAAUUACAAGCCAAGUUUCAAUUUUCUAUAGCUCAGAAUAAUGCACGUGUGUUGAAUUGGUUACAGCCUGUAAGAAGUGAUACAACAACAACAACAAUAACAACCACAAAGAGCAAGGAGGGUAAAGAGGACCAAAAGGAUGAUUUCUUAAACCUACAAGUAAUUGCGCCUGGUGCUACUUUAAGUUUUACCAAAAAUACGCAAACAGUGGGUGAUUUUUUGAAUUCAAAAGAUUUGACUAGAACAUCAGAGAGUAAUAAAGCGAAUCAACAGAAUGGCACGGGAGAUAAUUUUAGGAAGUACGGGGAAAAUAAAGCAAUGAAUGCGUUGUUGAAUAAGAUCAGGAAUGAGAAUAGAGAGAAGAUCAGGAGUCGGCACAAUAGUGGAGAACUGCAGAAAAAGCAGAGUAAACGAGAAGAUUAUCGACAGUUUAAGGGUGGAAGCAGUAACAAUAGCAGUGGUGUUGGUAGUGGUAACCAGCUGACUCUACCGGAAAACGAUUCUGAUUCCGAUCCGGAUCUAGAUGCCGUAAGAUCUCGUUCAGUGAAAAAGACAAAUAUUGGAAGAGUAGGAAAGAAAAGCCGUCCAUUUUAA
Molecule: messenger RNA, 633 nt
Organism: Lodderomyces oxycetoniae
Lineage: Eukaryota; Fungi; Ascomycota; Pichiomycetes; Serinales; Debaryomycetaceae
Exons: 1
Coding region: 1-633 (210 amino acids)
Biological process (GO): ribosomal small subunit biogenesis
Cellular component (GO): 90S preribosome
Source: RefSeq, a predicted model, not a curated record